AUGGUGUCCAACCCGGAUGCCACGGAUUAUGAAGCCGAGGCCUUCGAAGACGCUCGCGACGAUAUCCCAACUCCCCUCAGCGCGUCCCGCUCUUUAACUGACCGACGGCCAUCCAUCGGGUCAUUGCCCACCCCAAAAGCUGCCGCGUUUCCUCCUCUAGAUUCCUCUGACAAAACCGAACCGGCUGUCAAGGAUUUGUCCUCGCCUCAGUCGAGGGAAGGGACCCCGAAAACGCAAAAACAACCAAAGUCCCCCCUACUUACUGCCCAUCGAUUGUCUACUUCUUCCUUGGACGACGUGAAUCUCAGUGGCUCCAAGGACGGAGAAACUGCAGAUUCACCGGCCUCUCACGUCAGUUCGUCCGGUAAUACUCCUCCAUCCUUACCCGCCAGAGAUUCUAAACCGGGCUCGCGACUUCAAAACCUUUCGGCAUCACUUCCAUCAGUGCCUUGGGGGCCUCCACCUGUAAAUAAGUCUCUUCCUCCUCAACCGGCUGCCCCUCCUACGAGAAAGCUCACAAGCCCUUUUUCGUGGCUGUCGCGCGGCCAAAACACCUCGAAAGAAUCAAAAACAUUGGGGAACCGAAGAAAUACAGGCGCGUCAGUCUCCACGAUUUUGAGCAAUCCUGAAAUGGCACAUCGCUCUGAAGGCAGCGAUGGCGAUGCAGCCAGUACGGAGUCGAGGAGGCAAUUGCGAAACAGCCUGAAAGAUCAAUUCAAACUGCUGAGAAUGCGGGAAGAAGGCAGCGUGGAAGACCAGGCCGCUGUUGUUUCGGAAAGUCAAGAUGAAAAAGGACAGAGUACUCUCAGCCCUCCUUCGAGUUCACUUGAUGUUGAUAGCACAUCACUGCCUUCUCCCGUGCCCGGCUCUCCUCUCCCACCCACAGCAAAUCCCAACCUUGCUCCUGGGACCGUAUCUGGGUUUUCCGCCUCUGCAACGGACGCCGCUGCACCGGUGGACUGGGAACUCUGGCAACAGAUAGUGAACCAUGGCCCUGAUGCGCUUAAUGGUAGUAAUGCGGAAGAACUUAAUGUUGCUAUUCGACGGGGCAUUCCCCAGACGAUCCGUGGCGUUAUUUGGCAGGUUCUAGCUGACAGUAGGAGCCCCGACUUAGAGGAUGUGUACCGAGAGCUCUGCGCCCGGGGUACAGAUAAAGAGAGGGAACGCUACUGGAGCCCUCCAUCUGCAAACGGACAUGCGAAUGGAAAUUUGAAGGACAAGGAUUCUACGUCAUCAUCUCGCUCAUCUGUUCACUCAAAUACCUCCACUGCGGCAACUAGUUCAACCAAUAUCCCAGCACCGUCAGUCUCAGACAAGGAAACUGAAGCCACAAUCAAAGCCCAGGCUGAUUCGGAGGAAACGCGUAAAAAGAAAGCAAAAGAGGAUGCAGCUGCACUUGUAAAGCUGGAGAAGGCGAUCAGGCGGGACCUAGGCUCUCGAACCAGCUAUUCGAAGUAUUUCAUGUCGCAACGGAACCAGGAAGCGUUAUUCAAUGUGUGUAAAGCCUACGCACUAUAUGAUAGCGGUGUAGGCUAUGCCCAGGGGAUGAAUUUCAUUGUAAUGCCUUUGUUGUUUAACCUGGACGACGGCGAGGCAUUUACACUUUUGGUCAAGCUGAUGAACAAAUACGACCUACGGUCUUUAUUCAUUCACGACAUGCCUGGACUCCACCGUCACCUCUACCAAUUUGAACGUUUACUUGAGGAUUUGGAACCGGCAUUGACCUGCCAUUUGCGCCGCCGCGGCGUUGGCCCUCAACUCUAUGCGACUCAGUGGUUCCUUACUUUAUUUGCAUAUCGUUUCCCCCUACAACUUGUUCUACGGGUAUACGACUUAAUAUUUGAACAGGGUUUAGAGAGUGCUAUUCUCCGCUUCGCUGUCGCAAUAAUGAGACGCAAUGUCGAUGCAUUACUCAGUAUGAAUGAUAUGACUACUCUAACUAGCUUUUUGAAAGAAAAGAUUUUUGAUGUAUACAUCGACAAACAACCAUCUCCUAGCUCGAUUUUAGAAUCGGGAUUCUUUGGAAGUUCUGGCGCAAGCGACAAAGAAAUCUAUCGUGCUGAUAUCAUGGUUGAAGAUGCAUGUGCCAUCACUUUAACCCCUGAGAUGAUUCGCACCUACACCUCUGAGUGGGAGGAGAAGACACGCGCAGAAAAGGACUUGGCCACCGAAAUUGAAGGGUACAAACACUCUAUUGUAACUCAAUCCGCUCGUAUUCGAUCACUGGAAGAACAUGCUGAAAAGUCAGAUACCGAGCAUGUUCAAAUUGCAUCUGAGCUUGUUCGCAUUAAGGUUGAGAAUGAGGAAUUAAAAGACACGAAUGAAAGCCUCAAACUUCAAGUUACCGAUCUCAAAGAUAUGGUCGAUCGUCAACCAGCUGAGCUGGAGGAGAAAUUGAGAACAGAAAUGGACCGGAUCAUGAAACGGAAUAUCGAAGUGCAAAAUGAGAAUCGUGCCAUGGAGGAGCAAAUGACGGAAAUGGAGAAGGACUUGGUGGAGGCAAAGAUGAAGUGGGCAGAGAUUUCCGAAAACUACGAUACACUGAAGCAGAAAUGGAGCGAUUUACGAAAGGCCCUGGAUGGCUAA
This is a messenger RNA of Ophidiomyces ophidiicola, 2586 nucleotides long. RefSeq lists its product as uncharacterized. Lineage: Eukaryota; Fungi; Ascomycota; Eurotiomycetes; Onygenales; Onygenaceae. The coding region runs from base 1 to 2586 and encodes 861 amino acids. The record is from RefSeq and is a predicted model, not a curated record. The transcript is spliced from 4 exons.